Molecule: messenger RNA, 1570 nt
Organism: Actinia tenebrosa (Australian red waratah sea anemone)
Lineage: Eukaryota; Metazoa; Cnidaria; Anthozoa; Actiniaria; Actiniidae
Product: armadillo repeat-containing protein 7
Source: RefSeq, a predicted model, not a curated record
UACAGUUGAAGAAACAGUUUUAUCAGCCAUCACAACGCUAAUGUUCUUGGUAACCCCUGAUACAAUUCAAGAGAUAACAAGUCUGGCUGUAGUUGGCUGCAUGAAAGAAUUUGUAAAAUCCUCCAAUACUCGUUUUAGUAAUCUGGCAAAAAUAUUUCUUAUGUUAUUCGAUUGACCAUCUUCAACGAUAAUGAGGCACUAGGUUAGUUCAAAGUAGUUAGUGCUAGUAAGUAAAAGACUACAGGUGAAUUAGCAAAUUUGUUUUUUCAUAUAUGUAAUAGUUCUUUUUCAUUCUUUUUAUUGAUUUAUGACAGCCUAAUUACUGUCACAAAAAUCUACAUUAUUCCAUCUAUUCAAUAAAUCAAGACGAAAUUGCUCUACAAUAUAAUGGCUGUCACAGGACUUGUUUGUGUUGUAUUAUUGACAGAUAUGAUUACAAGACAUUUAAUUCCAAGGUAACAAUUGUUGAUAAAAUACGAUACAAAAGUAUUUUGCUCCAAAAAUUGAAUAGUUUACAGAAUUGUGUCCAGAUAUAAAAAAGAAACUUUUUUAAGAAAAUUGUUUAAAUUAAGAUGUGAAAUAAAAAAAGGUUGUUUAAAUUAAAAUAAGUUUUAGUAUGAAAGUUAGAGAGUAGAGCCUAAAUAUGUUAUAUUUAUAGAUAAUAUUUUUAUUGUAAUUCCAAUUGUAAUAUUCAUUGUCUCACUCAUUAAUAAUUCAUGAGGAAAACAACAGAAAUCACGACCGUGAAGAGUGUUGUAAAUCUGAUACAAAAUUGUGUUCAUUUGCUCAAUUUUUAAGUUGGAUUUUCUUGGCCAGAUUCACUUUAAUUUUGAAAAUUUUAGUGGAACACAAAGGAACUAACCUAGACGUUUGACAAGCAAUCUACUGUACUCGGCUAUGCCUCGACUUUGUAUAUCUGAUGCAACACGUUCACUCAUACUUUAUGUAAUAUAUACAAUAUGAGUGGCCGUGUUGUAUCAGAUAUACAACCACUAGCCGAAAGCGAGUGAUUGUAUAUCUCAUACAACAUGGCCACUCAUAUUGUAUAUUACUUAUGAAACGUCUAUGUGUAUACAUUCAUGUUCUACCAUAAUUUUAAAGAUAAAAUUGAAUUUGGCUGAGAGUUAAAGUUUAUGCAAAUCAGGACGAUUUUGUAUUAGAUAUACAACCUCUUCCACGGACAAUGAUUUCUAUUGCCUUUUCCUCAUUAACUAUUCAUGAGUUUUAUAAAUAUUACUUGAUACUUUUAGUCUUUACUGUAAGCACCAACUCUUAAGGUAUAAACCUUGGAAACAUACCCAAGAUAAUGCUUGGAGUGUUCAACAGCCCUGCGAUGAGAUAUUCAUCACUCGCUUUUUGCAAUAAUUCUUGCAAACACCACAGAAGCCAAUGUACCAGACUGGUUUAGUAACSUGCUACCAUUUAAGGUACUUGGACUGUUUCAGGAUGGGAAAAAAAUCUUCAAUAUUUGGUCAAUCCCUAACUGCUACUGUAAUAGUUUUUGAUGGAUUUAAGUCUAUACUUCAGCGGAAUGCGAAAUAAAAAAGCCAAAAACUUCGUAUCUAUGAAA